AUAAGGAGCGGGAAAAGAUGUUGGUUUGGCCUGGCAAAGUUCCUGGUGUGUCGUCUCCACUCUCUUUGGGAACUUUCGUCAAACAGGUUACCACCUCAAUAGCGACAAGGUUUCGACCUCACAGAAUCGCCACUAAAACCCUAACUACCACCCAAGUCCUUAACUCCUCUUAUUUCGAAACCCUAAAUCCUCUCCAGAAGCAACAAAUUUCUCUCUACGUCGAUGCUCUUCUUCAAUGGAACCAGAAAAUGAAUCUGACUGCUGUUACGAAGGUAGAUGAGGUCAUGGAAAGGCACGUUGGUGACUCGCUUGCGAUGAUACCUCCCAUACAGAGCUCUUAUAUCGCGCAUUGUGACAGUUCAUGCAAUAAUAUUAGCCUUGUGGAUGUGGGAAGCGGUCCGGGGCUUCCUGGUUUAAUCUUAGCUAUAGCCUGUCCCAGUUGGAAAAUAACACUUUUGGAAUCUAUGAACAAGCGUUGCAUUUUCUUGGAGCAUGCAGUCAGUUUAACUGGUUUGUCAAAUGUGCAAGUUGUAAGAGGGAGAGCAGAGAAUUUGGGACAAAACAUUGGCUUCAGAGAAGUAUUUGAUGUAGCAGUAGCCAGAGCAGUCGCAGAAAUGAGGAUUUUAGCUGAGUACUGUCUUCCUCUAGUUCGUGUGGGUGGUUUGUUUCUAGCUGCGAAAGGUCAUGAUCCUCAAGAAGAAGUUAGAAAUGCAGAAAGAGCAAUUCAAUUGAUGGGUGCAUCUGUCUUACAACUAUGCUCAGUGGAAUCACACAGCCCAUUUGGACAGCGAACCGCAAUCGUAUGUUUAAAAGAUUGCCCCACCCCAAGGAAGUAUCCCCGUGAUCCAGGUACACCAGUGAAAUCACCACUGUAAAUUACUCCAAUGCCAACUUUUUGAAUCUUUUUCUUUUUAAUUUGUCAUUGUAACUUGUAACUUUAUAAGAAGGAAAAGAAGAUCCCUCGUGAAGCGCAUAUGAAUUGACCUGUUUGUUCUUCUUUUGUACAUUUCACAUUUAGUUACUUUUUUUUUGUAAUCCUCUUUCUGGAGGUUGGGUGUGUGGGAAGUUGGAUCCUGUGGGAUAAACUUGGUUUUGCCACAAGAUAAUAAAUUGUUAUAUAUCCUUGGUAGC
Messenger RNA from Vitis riparia (riverbank grape), 1131 nucleotides. Its product is annotated as ribosomal RNA small subunit methyltransferase G. Gene Ontology annotation, cellular component: cytoplasm; cytosol. The record is from RefSeq and is a predicted model, not a curated record. Gene Ontology annotation, biological process: rRNA processing. The transcript is spliced from 7 exons. Gene Ontology annotation, molecular function: rRNA (guanine-N7-)-methyltransferase activity. NCBI's taxonomy places the organism in Eukaryota, Viridiplantae, Streptophyta, Magnoliopsida, Vitales, Vitaceae. Bases 18 to 875 code for a protein of 285 amino acids.